Temnothorax curvispinosus is the source of this 2033-nucleotide messenger RNA. RefSeq names its product aldehyde dehydrogenase, mitochondrial (gene Aldh). The transcript is spliced from 8 exons. Bases 1 to 1536 code for a protein of 511 amino acids. Gene Ontology annotation, molecular function: aldehyde dehydrogenase (NAD+) activity. Lineage: Eukaryota; Metazoa; Arthropoda; Insecta; Hymenoptera; Formicidae. The record is from RefSeq and is a predicted model, not a curated record.
AUGCUGCGCUUGCUGAAGAGAUUUCAACAUCUGCGACGAUGCUACUCGUCCGCGGCUCUGCCGGCGCCGGACACGAGCCCGCCGAUUCUGUACACGGGCAUAUUCAUCAAUAACGAAUGGCACAAAUCCAAGAGCGAGAAGACAUUUCCCACCGUCAAUCCCGCGACCGGUGAGGUGAUCGCCGAGGUGCAGGAAGGCGAUAGCGUGGACGUUGAUUUUGCGGUGCAGGCUGCCAAUAAGGCCUUCAAAAGGAAUUCACCAUGGAGAACCAUGGACGCCUCCCAAAGGGGAGUUCUCUUGAACAAACUGGCAGAUUUGAUCGAGCGCGAUCAUAAAUACAUUGCGUCCUUAGAAACUUUAGACAACGGGAAACCUUAUUCGAGCGCGUACAGCGUAGACGUGCCCAUGAGCGCUGGAGUGUUGAGAUAUUAUGCGGGAUGGGCCGAUAAGAAUCAUGGAAAAGUUAUCCCAGCCGACGGAAAAGUCUUCGCAUAUACUAGACACGAGCCAGUAGGAGUAUGCGGUCAAAUUAUUCCCUGGAAUUUUCCUUUCUUGAUGAUGGCAUGGAAGAUAGCACCAGCUUUAGCUACAGGAAACGUCAUUAUUCUGAAACCUGCUGAGCAGACUCCGUUAACGGCUCUUUAUAUGGCACAAUUGACUAAGGAAGCUGGAUUUCCUGAUGGAGUGGUCAAUGUCGUUCCUGGUUAUGGUAAAACCGGUGCCGCGUUAGUCGCUCACGACAAGGUCGACAAGAUCGCGUUUACGGGCUCUACCGAGGUCGGCCAGCUAAUAAAGCAAAAUGCUGCUAUACACAAGUUAAAGAGAACUACGCUGGAGUUAGGUGGAAAAUCUCCUAAUAUCAUUCUUAAAGAUGUCGAUAUAAAUCAGGCGGUGGAGACAGCGCAUUUUGGAUUAUUUUUUAACAUGGGCCAAUGCUGUUGUGCAGGCUCAAGAACCUUCGUUCAAUCGAACAUCUACGAUGAAUUCGUCGAAAAAAGUGCGCUCCGCGCUAAAACUAAGCCCGUGGGAGAUCCGUUUGACUUGAAAAUAGAACAAGGGCCGCAGAUUGACGAGGAGCAGUUAAACAAAAUUAUGCGUCUGAUAGAAACUGGUAAACAACAAGGCGCUAACUUGGUAACAGGCGGCGAGCGCAUUGGCGAUAGAGGCUAUUUCGUUGCUCCAACGGUAUUUGCAGAUGUUCAAGACGAUAUGACUAUAGCCAAAGAGGAGAUCUUUGGUCCGGUUCAGCAAAUCCUGAAGUUCGACGAUUUGGAAGAAGUAAUUGAACGCGCAAAUAACACCGAUUACGGAUUAGCUGCUGCAGUUUUUACGAAAGACCUUAAUAAAGCGAAUUACAUAGUGCAGGGUCUUCGCGCCGGUACCGUAUGGGUCAACACAUACAAUGCGAUAAUUCCUCAAGUGCCGUUUGGUGGAUACAAAAUGUCUGGACACGGCAGAGAACUUGGAGAAUAUGGACUUGAGGCAUACACGGAAGUAAAAAGCGUAAUAGUUCAACUUGAGGUGAAAAAUUCAUAAAAGUAUAUCAAGGUCGCUAUCAAAAAGUCAUUUUACAAGCAUUUUAUACCGCAAAAAGACCAAGUAUGAUUGUACAGGUAUUUUUUAUAUAAUUUUAAAAUUUAUUACAGAUUUUUAAUCUGUUGUAUUGCAGUUAAAGUUUUUGCAUUUUUCAUGUAUAAAAGUACUUACAGAUUGUGAAUACAAUUCGUAAUUCAGUUAUGAAUUACGAGCACACAUAAAGCAAUGUAGCAAUAGCUUUUGUAACAUAAGCUGCAAUAUGCAUGUAUAACAAAGAAAGCAUCGCACAAAAUAUUUUAAAUUCUUGAUUAUAUAUUCUUAAAAAUAUUCUAUAAAUAUUUUUUAUUAUUAUAAAACUUUACUUUCUAGUUUUAUUUCAUUUUGUUCAUUUUAUUCCCACUUGAGCAUAAUGUAUGUUAUACAUUAAGGAAAGUUUUCUCAAGCAAUUUAUCACAAUGCAGAUCUUGCUGUUAUUUGUGUGAAAUUUCACGCUUCAG